Leucoraja erinaceus (little skate) is the source of this 557-nucleotide messenger RNA. Its product is annotated as calcium and integrin-binding family member 2-like. The coding region runs from base 59 to 496 and encodes 145 amino acids. Lineage: Eukaryota; Metazoa; Chordata; Chondrichthyes; Rajiformes; Rajidae. The record is from RefSeq and is a predicted model, not a curated record. The transcript is spliced from 4 exons. Gene Ontology annotation, molecular function: calcium ion binding.
GGACUGCACCUUUUUUACUCGCAAAGAAAUCCUCCGGCUGCACGGCAGAUACCAUGAGAUGGCUCCUCACAUAGUGCCAAUGGACUACACCAACGAGCCAGACGUCACAAUACCAAUACAACUCAUUGUAAACAUGCCAGAGCUCAAGGAGAAUCCAUUCAAAGAGCAAAUAGUGAAGACCUUUUCUGAAGAUGGCGAGGGGAACCUGAGCUUCAAUGACUUUGUGGACAUGUUCUCCGUGCUGAGCGAGAUGGCUCCGCGUGAGCUGAAGGCCAUUUACGCCUUUAAAAUCUACGACUUCAACACGGACAACUACAUCUGCAAGUCGGACCUGGAGAAGACGCUGAACAAGCUGACGCGGGAGGAGCUGGCAGCAGAGGAGGUGACGUUGGUGUGUGAGAAGGUGAUCGAGGAGGCCGACCUGGAUGGUGACGGCAAGCUCAACUACGCAGACUUUGAGAACAUGAUUGGUAGAGCACCCGACUUCCUCAGGUGAGUGGGUCCACGCACGCUAAAGACGGAUGUCCUCAGGUGCCAGAGAGAUUUAUUUCGAGGAU